UGGACUUUAACAUUAUGGAGCAGAAUUUGUACAUUCAACUCAACGCACUGAAAUUAAAGUAGCAUAAAAGACAACACAAUAAAAAAAUGUGUAAUUUGUGAUAUUCAGAGAAAACUAGAUAACUUUAGCUCAGAUUUUAAGGAUUUAAUCAUAGUCUUAUAAAUUGUUCCACCCUUUUUGCUUGUUUUUUAUUCGUUUGCUUUUUUUCGGCAUUCUUGUUACUCCAUACUUUCCGUGCUUUGGUCCAAAUCCUACUUUCACAAAUUUAUUUUUAUUAGAAAUUAAGUUUAACUUUAUAACAAACAGAUAAAUCAUUAUUGGAAAUAAUGCUAUGUAUUUAUCAGUAAAAGUAAAAAAAAAAAAUCUAAACAGUAAAAGUAAAGCCCAAAGUCAACUUUGAUUUCACCCCCUCGGCUGAAUAAUGGUACGAGCCCCUCCUGGGUAGUGGCGCCCGGCUCUGCGUGGUAUGGUCUCUCCCUCUUUUCUCGCAGCGAUCAGAGGGACAGCAGGCUGGAAGUGCGUAUGUGAUAUAUGGCACCUCUGGGAGGGGAGCGCUUUGUCUGGCUGGAGCGCAGCGGCGGAGCGAUCUGAACCCUGACUUUUUCUUUUUAUUUUUGCGCCUCUCCUGCUUGUUUGUGGAGAGAAAUCCCUCCGCUUCUCUACCAUCCGAGAGGAGGAAAAACAACUGUGGAGGGCAGCAGAAGUUCCCGGGAUGGAAAUGUAGACACGUCUAGCGCAAGGAUGGUGUGGGGGUAGUUGCAUGGAGUUCCAACUGGGGGCAGUUUCUCGAAAGGAUAGAGGUGGGACAGUCUGAAAAACCAAACUUUUGUUCUCCGCGGAGUGACUCGGUGAAACGGACUGUUUACGCACGGUUUACGCGCACAGAUUUCCAAGCCCCAAAAUGAGCGGGUUUGACAUCCGACUGAGAACACUCAAGCCCGGCCCGAUGGUUUUACUUUUCGUCCUCGCCUUCGUGCUGUCCUGUCACUGCUGUCCGGACAAGUGUGUGUGCUCCUUACCGACUGUGAAAUGCCAAAACCGAGGCCUGGACGCAGUUCCAAAUUCCAUCCCGGCCAAAACCAAAGUCCUCUUCCUCACAGGAAACAACAUUUCAAACAUUAGUAGAGCUUCUUUCCCGACUCGCCUGGAACUCCUAACAGAUCUGUAUCUCAGCGGGAACAACAUGAAGCAUGUGGAAGCAAUGGUAUUUGACAACCUGCCAAACCUUUCCAGGCUGGACUUAAGCAACAACAGUUUCCUGACUUUCGAUGAAAAUGCUUUCCCUCAAGACAAUAACUUGCAGUUUUUAAACCUAAGCAGGUCUUUUCUCAACCAUUCUUUUGCCGAUGUUGUCUUAGAUUUCCUCCACAGCGCAAACCUCCCUCAUCUGAACACUUUGGACCUGUCCAAUAACGACCUGGUGAUUCUUCUAGAUGGCGUCUUCAGCAGCCUCUCCAACCUGACCUCCCUCAGCCUGCAGAACAGCUCUCUCAUCAGCGUCCAGAAUGUGACGCUGAAGUCGCCCCAGCUUCGUGACCUUGACCUGAGGAACAACAGCCUGAGAGCUCUGGACAGCACCACCCUGCUAGACCUCUCCGUCAAGCCUGACCUCCAGCUUCAGCUGACCGGGAAUCCCUGGCGCUGCGACUGCAUCAUCGACGAAAUGCUGAUGUGGCUGAAGAACUCCACUCAGGUGACGGACAAGCAGGACCUCACGUGUGCGGAGCCCGAGUCUCUGAGGCAUCAGCCUCUGCUGCAGGUGGAGCUGUCUCAGCUGAAGUGCUCCAGUGACAUGGAGCGAGUGCUGGAGACUUCCUACGUUUUCCUGGGACUAGUGCUCGCACUGAUCGGCGUCAUAUUCCUGCUGGUGCUAUACCUGAACAGAAAGGGCAUCAAGAGGUGGAUGUACAACAUCCGGGAUGCCUGCAGGGACCACAUGGAGGGUUAUCAUUACAGGUAUGAGAUCAACUCCGACCCGCGUUUGGCCAACCUGAGCAUCAACUCGGACGUGUGAGGGGAGGACGGCUCCAAGUCUGGAUCCCUGCAGUGAGAUGUCAAAUGACUGAGAUUUGCAUGAAAGUCUUCCUCCUUUUGCCCCCUUAUUCCCCCAAGUAGAUUUUGCAUCUAUUAUCGCUUCUGACUUCCCUCUGGCCGCAUGUCCCGCACAAGUACCUGACAGCUGCGACUGCCAGCUGUUUCCCUGUUACAUUGCAUGGACAGUGAGUCUUGGCAAAGGGUCUUCCUGGAGAGCUGCGCAGAGUGACAUGUUCUAUUUUUACUUUUUCCUUAAGGAGUGCAUUGACUUAUAAGUGAAAGCAUACUUGCUGAAAAUAUUCUGCUGGUAAUUGCAUCGCUCUCAUCAAGCCUCUGCUGCAGAGACGUUACACUGCUUGAGUUUUAAUAUAUGAAUAUGUUACCUGCAUUAGCCUUUUUCUGAUUUAUUAUAGUGCACCUUGCAUAGUGUCUGGGUUAAUAGAUGAAUGUGACCUUUAUUUUUUAUUUUUCAUGUGAAAAUAAAAUGCCUCUGGAUUAAUGG
Molecule: messenger RNA, 2536 nt
Organism: Oryzias melastigma (Indian medaka)
Lineage: Eukaryota; Metazoa; Chordata; Actinopteri; Beloniformes; Adrianichthyidae
Gene: tpbg
Product: trophoblast glycoprotein b
Exons: 1
Coding region: 902-2014 (370 amino acids)
Biological process (GO): negative regulation of canonical Wnt signaling pathway
Cellular component (GO): plasma membrane
Molecular function (GO): protein binding
Source: RefSeq, a predicted model, not a curated record